GGAAUCUGAUCUGUUCCUGUUGGAUGUCCAGGACCUGCGUGCUGGGACCGAGGGCUGGCUAGUGUUUGAUGUCACGGCCGCCAGCAACCACUGGUUAGUGGAUCAGAAAUACAACCUGGGGCUGCGACUCUACGUGGAGACGGAUGAUGGGCACAGCGUCGACCCGGGCUCGGCGGGGCUGCUGGGGCGCCGGGGGCCCCGCUCCAAGCAUCCCUUCAUGGUGACGCUUUUCCCGGCGAGCCCGAGCCCCAGCCCCGCGCGCGUUACACGGGCGGCCAAGCCCCCGAGAAAGCGGCAACCCAAGAAGACGAACAACCUCCCGCAUCCAAACAAGCUGCCGGGAAUUUUUGAUGAGGUCCACGCCGCGGACGGGCGGCAGGUCUGCCGGCGCCACGAGCUCUACGUCAGCUUCCAGGACCUCGGCUGGCUGGUACUUGUCUACUGGGAGAAGUAA
Messenger RNA from Cariama cristata (Red-legged seriema), 454 nucleotides. RefSeq names its product bone morphogenetic protein 8B-like. Gene Ontology annotation, molecular function: cytokine activity. NCBI's taxonomy places the organism in Eukaryota, Metazoa, Chordata, Aves, Cariamiformes, Cariamidae. The annotation marks the transcript as partial. Gene Ontology annotation, cellular component: extracellular region. The transcript has 3 exons. The record is from RefSeq and is a predicted model, not a curated record. Gene Ontology annotation, biological process: SMAD protein signal transduction.